CCAACACUUUGCUCCAAUUUUGUUGUGAUACCUGUGCACCAGCAUCCCUCUCAAAGUCUUCCUCCUUCUACUGAGGAUUUUUAUAUCCCUCCUGCAGAGCUGCAGCCAUGCAGCAGGAGCUUCUUUUCAAAGUGCUGGUCAUCGGGGACCUGGGAGUCGGAAAAACGUCCAUCAUCAAGCGGUACGUGCACCAGAUCUUCUCCCAGCACUACCGAGCCACCAUCGGGGUGGACUUCGCCCUGAAGGUGCUGCAGUGGGACAGUGACACCGUGAUCCGGCUGCAGCUGUGGGACAUAGCAGGACAGGAGCGCUAUGGGAACAUGACUCGUGUCUACUACCGGGAGGCGGUCGGGGCUCUGGUGGUGUUUGACGUGACAAGGGCCUCCACGUUCGAUGCCGUGCUCAAGUGGAAGGACGACCUGGACUCGAAGGUGACCCUGAACCACGGGAAGCCAGUUCCAACUGUACUCUUGGCCAACAAGUCAGACCAACUCUCUUCCCAGCAGCCCAAACUCGACUCCUUCUGCAGGGAGAACGGCUUCGUCGGCUGGUUUGAGACCUCUGCAAAGGAGAACACAAACAUCGAGGAGGCGGCGCGCUGCUUGGUGGAGCACAUCCUGAGCAACGAGGAGAACCCAGGCAUAGAGCGGGAACCCGGCUCCCUCGUUCUGUCUGGUUACACCAACACCACAAAGGAUCAUUUCAAUUGUUCGUCAUGCGUGAAGUGGUGACUUCUGACCAGUUGGGAAGUGAGCAGCAGUGAGGCCACGGUCACAGAGAAACGUUUGGCCCAGGGACUGUCUGUAAAGAAAUCUCAGCUCACAGCGAUCAGUGAAGAAAAA
Molecule: messenger RNA, 842 nt
Organism: Stegastes partitus (bicolor damselfish)
Lineage: Eukaryota; Metazoa; Chordata; Actinopteri; Pomacentridae
Gene: rab38c
Product: RAB38c, member of RAS oncogene family
Exons: 4
Coding region: 108-731 (207 amino acids)
Biological process (GO): endosome to lysosome transport; phagosome-lysosome fusion
Cellular component (GO): phagocytic vesicle; late endosome; lysosome
Molecular function (GO): GTPase activity; GTP binding
Source: RefSeq, a predicted model, not a curated record